Molecule: messenger RNA, 453 nt
Organism: Macrosiphum euphorbiae (potato aphid)
Lineage: Eukaryota; Metazoa; Arthropoda; Insecta; Hemiptera; Aphididae
Source: the annotation of a GenBank genome assembly
AUGGCCGAAAUCACCAUACCCAAGUACGGGCUUGUGCACGACGUCAAGCCGCACUAUGUGUACACAAUCAAGGUGCUGUCAGCGGGCAUCCAGGAGUGCGUGGAAAAACGGUAUAGUGCUUUUCACGCUUUCCACAGAGAGCUGAGGAAAUCCAUAUCCACACCGCCAUUUCCAUCGAAACGUAUACGAUGCUCACAGCCAAAAGUCCUCGAACAAAGAAGAGCUGGUUUGGAGAGGUAUUUACAGACAGUUUUCAAAAUCGAAGGUGGAUAUAAACAGGUCAUGGAAUUCCUCGGGCUGGAGUAUCAGCCAAGCCAUAGAAUAGAUGUCAAAUAUCAGCGUCCAGUGUUUCAUAUGAUCAGUGAACACAUCCCAUCACGAAACCGACAUGAAAAACGUUUAUGUUUACCAGACAUAAUCACAGAUGGUGUCCUUAAAGCUCUGUAUGGUUAG